AAAGAUAUCUCGUUCAAUGCAGCAUUUGCAGACUGCAGUUUCUGCGCAGAAAUCUGCACAUAUAGCAAAAGUUUGGCAAAUUAUCAUUCUUGUUUAUAAGUUGCAUGUUGGCAUUUUAUAGGUUCAGUAAUCAGUUAGAGAAAUACUUCAUUGAAAACGGAUUUAAUAAAACUUCGCCAGGCGUUUCUUUAAUUUAUUUCAACUUAAACGGUAAUUCUUUUAGAAUUUUUAAAAUAAUACACAAAAGGGACAAUAAUGCCUGGUGUUAGAACAACAUGCAUUUUUACAUUGGGACUUGCAACCAUGCUUUUGGUCGGGGAGUGUUUCGCACAGAGCAACCCUAGACGCCGACAAAGGAACAGGUCUCAAAACCGAGGAAGUGAGGGUUUACCAUCGGAUGUCCAGCAGGCGUAUCUAAGUGCGGUAGAUGGCCAAGGCGCACCUUCGUAUGAGAAUUUCGGUCCUGCGGCUCAAGAACAGUCUGACAGUCAAUCUAACAAUACCGAAUCUGAUGGUAACAAUAUCGGGUCUGAAAAUCAACCUACUCCAAAUAUAGAAUGGGGCAACUUUGUGCCAAGUACACCAGCGCCAAUUGCCGUCGAAUGUUCAGUAGAAGUUGUCACGACACGUCAACAAGGCGGUCGAUGUACAAGGCUAGGUGGCGAAAACGGGCCAUUUAUUUGCCAGAGUGGUCUCCUUUUUGAAUUUAAUAGUGACUGUGAAGGAAUCAUGGAUAAUAGACAAGCAAGAGAACAGCAACAGCAGCAAAGGGAGCGGCAAAGACAGCGACAGCGGCGGCAGCAGCAGCGAGAGCAACAACAACCAUAAAAUAUUAUAACAGCAACAACAAAGUGUUCUUGUAUUAUAAAGCUUCCAGUCCAAUUAUUACAUCAACUAUAUUUAUAGCGUAGUGUCAUUGUUUAACAAAUUAACAUUAUAAUUUAUAUGUAAUUAUUAAAAUGUAUCACCUGCAAGUUCUAUCGCAAACAAAGAUAUAUCAAUGCAUUUAAAUUCAAACCGUUACUUACAAUACAAUCUUUUUUGAAUUGGUGGAUAAAUAUUGUAUCACCAGAAUCAAUGCUAAGCUUUUUGUCAAUUAUUCUCUUAAUUCAAAUGCUUAUUAUUAAUAUCUAUAUAACAGAUUAAUUAAUGUAAUUAUUCACAAGAAUCAAUGCUAAGCUUUUUGUCAAUUAUUCUCUUAAUUCAAAUGCUUAUUAUUAAUAUCUAUAUAACAUAUUAAUUAAUGUAAUUAUUCUGCUUUGCAAAUAUUUUAUUUAAUCUUUGUACAGAGGGCAAACAGUACGAAUAUGCUCCUCAUUUUAAUAGAAUAAACACUGAUUCUAUGACAAUAUAUAGAAAACCUAAAAUCUCUUUCAGUUUUUAAUUGUCUUCCCUUUUCUGUCAUGAGUAUAGACCUUUUUACACUACGAUAUUUCCUUGGAAAUGGAAGUAGCAUUUCGUGCAUGCUCAUCAGAUUUCAACAACUUCAUAAACAAUUCGAUCUGAUCUAAAUGAUUAGUUUAGAAUAGUUUACUUUGACAAGUAAUCGUUGCAAAGGUGAAUUUAACUUGAACAUUCUGUAUUUAUGCAUUCAUGGUCUUUCAAAUUGACAAUAUUUGCAUUAGAAUUCAGCCGUCCGUUGCAUUUGAGUAUACUGAAAUCCGUCAUUUCGAUAUAGGGGUACGAAGUAUUGCUAGUGUGAUAAUUAAAGCACUUGUGCAUGCGAAUUCUUUAGGCGAUAUUGUGCUUACAGGUUGCAAUAAACGUGAUUUCAAAUUCUGUCACCCGGAAAACAGCAUUUUGACAUGACUAAAAGCGAGGAAGUAAAUAUUGGUGUGCGUGCAUAGUCAAAUGAUUUGAAUGUUUCUUUGUGACCGAAGUGUUUAAAAACAAAAAUAUUUCAAUAACCACUUCGUUUGCUUGUAAAUUAACAGAACUUCGAAUUAACGAAUGUACCUAAAUAGUAAUACAACGACACAGUCUCAACUCUUCCGUCUUGCUAUGCUAUUUUUAUAUUAUCUAAAGUUUUUAAACAUUCAGAAACACAAUUGCUUUAGAUUUGUCAAAAUUAAUUUUCAUCCCAAUUUCUUUAAAAAAAAAACACGCAUUGCAUUUACUUGACUUUGAAACAGAGCAAUAGUUUCAGCUACCUGGGAUACAUCGUCUGCAAACAAUAUGUAGCAAUCUUAAUGUCUUUUGCAAUAAAAAUCCAAGAACUUUCAAGGAAACUUAACUAAGCUUACUAUUAUAAUCAUUUCAUACUAAAACAUGAAUUAUAACUGUAAAUUUGUAAUGCUAUUUUGACUUUUAUUCCAGACAUAUGCUUUCAAAAGUGUUAAAUCUAGACAUUAGAUGAUACUUAGACACAUAUUUGUUAUAGUUAAAUUCUAUAAGAUUUUUUAUAUCAUAUUGUAACUUUACCCGUCAUUUUAUUAUUAAAAUGACCUUUUUUAAUUAAAUUGUAAUCUUUGUCAUUUCUUUUCCCCUGAAAUCAAAUAUAGCCAUCUGACCUUAUGGAGAUGUGUUCAUAAAUAAUCUUAUAGUAUAUAUAAGAAAAACGUUAUGUAACUAUUGUAAAUAUGACUGUAAAAGGAGUUAAAAUCAAUCUUUAAAAUAUAUGUUCUGUUCACCAAUGAUAUUAUUUCCGUAAACACCAAAAACCGAGACGUCACCCUAUUAAACAUCAGAACAAAGACGUCAUUAUAAAAUUAACCAAAGUUUUAUAUCACAAUAAAAUGUAUUUUGUUGAUGAUCAUUCAAUAAAAAGUUGUUGUGAUU
This is a messenger RNA of Ruditapes philippinarum (Manila clam), 2778 nucleotides long. Its product is annotated as putative mediator of RNA polymerase II transcription subunit 29. The record is from RefSeq and is a predicted model, not a curated record. The transcript has 3 exons. NCBI's taxonomy places the organism in Eukaryota, Metazoa, Mollusca, Bivalvia, Venerida, Veneridae. Bases 256 to 828 code for a protein of 190 amino acids.